CUGGGCUUCUUGUCACUCAGAAGACACAAAAGUCUCUUUAGACAUUCUACUGAAACGUCUGCUGAAAGCAAGAAUCUUGAUUACGCCAUGGAUAAUUUAUCAAGACAUGAGAUUUCAUCGAGUUCCCCUCUGUCAAACAACACAACUUCGAAAGAAGAGGAAUCUUUGUCCCCUAUGCAAAUAAUUUCUCUAGUAAUUUACUGUGUCAUUUUUGUGCUGGGUGUUAUUGGCAAUGGCCUUGUCAUCUAUGUGACCGGGUACAGGAUGAAGACCUCUGUUAACUCCGUCUGGUUCUUGAAUCUGGCGUUGGCUGAUUUCCUUUUCACUCUUUUCCUCAUUUUCAGCAUCAUCAGUCUUUCCCUCAAUCAUGAAUGGCCUUUUGGAGAAUACAUGUGCAAGUUCAACAGUCUUAUUCAAAUUAUCAAUAUGUUUGCGAGUGUCUUUCUACUGACAGCCAUCAGUUUGGACCGCUGUUUGACUAUAUGGGUGGUGGUCUGGGCUCACAACAAACGCACUCCAAACAAAGCCAGGCUCAUUUGUGUGUUUAUCUGGCUCCUCGCCCUGGCAUGUAGCAUUCCUUUCAUAAUCUCGCGCAGAGUAGAAAAUAACAGGUGUGCAAAGUCUGAAGCCAAACUGACAACCAAGCAGCUUGCAGUGUUCCGUUUUGUAGUUGGAUUUCUGAUCCCGUUCCUCAUAAUCACAUGUUGUUACGUGGCCAUCGGUGUCCGUGCCAGACGAACCAACAGGAGGAAGAAGAUGAGGCCUUUCCUCGUCAUCCUGGCAGUCAUCUUGGCCUUCUUCAUCUGCUGGUUACCCAUUCAAAUUGUCGACCUCAUUAUGACAGAUCAGUUAUACCUUCACAGCAUUAACCCAAACCUUUUCAACGGUGAUGUGUACUACAUGGCACGAAAGAUCUCUCCAGUGGCAGCCAGCUUGGCCUUCCUGAACAGCUGCAUGAACCCUUUUCUGUACAUGUUCAUGUGUGAGGAGUUUCUGCAGAAGCUGAAGCGCUCAGUGUUUGUGGUGCUGGAGCACGCCUUUGCUGAGGAGCAUCUGGUCUAUUUCUCCUUACAGUUGUCGGUCACGUCGCGCCAGUCUGCGUCCUCAGGGACAAACCAAAGAAAAGGAACUCCGGGGUCCCUGUUAGCCUUCUCAGGAACAAGACCAUCUGUAGCGGAGUGAAAGGAUACAACCUCAAGGCAAACCUCUCUGCAGAUGAGAUGAAAUAAAUAGAGCUGCUUGCAGGGAACAAAUAACUGGGAGAAUUGACCUGCCCAUUGCUGGCGUGCUGCCAGUCAUCAGGAUGCCCACGUUUUGUCACCCUGGUUGUGCCCUGUGGUUUGGCUGUUUCAAUAAAUCUGCCUCGGACAUCCCGCGGAUUUCACCCUGGGCCGUUUAUUGGAAUUUGUGCGGUAGUCUUGUUUCUUCCUGUUAUGAGUUGAAUUUGUGAAACUAGUCUCCACUUUCCUAAUUAUUUCGAUAUGACAGGAAUUAAGAAAAUUACGAUUUUAAUUACUUUUCACUCUCCAUAAAUGCUUUUUUUCAUAUGGAUAAGGUUUGAUAGAAAGUUCAUAUGAAAGGCUGCAAUAUUUAGUAGCCAAAUGAGUAGCAUGCCUGGACUCUUAUCCAUCCUGAACGAAAAUGCAUUUGUUGAUUCAGUGUGCUACAUGCUUUUCUGUCACCUUUAAUAUACCCUGUUACGUCUGUUGUUUUCAAAUAAAACUUGCUGCAUUUUACCUACUAAAAUAGAUAAUCCAUUCCAAGAUG
Messenger RNA from Alosa sapidissima (American shad), 1767 nucleotides. Its product is annotated as C3a anaphylatoxin chemotactic receptor-like. Gene Ontology annotation, biological process: phospholipase C-activating G protein-coupled receptor signaling pathway; positive regulation of cytosolic calcium ion concentration; complement receptor mediated signaling pathway. Gene Ontology annotation, cellular component: plasma membrane. Gene Ontology annotation, molecular function: G protein-coupled receptor activity; complement receptor activity. The coding region runs from base 88 to 1182 and encodes 364 amino acids. NCBI's taxonomy places the organism in Eukaryota, Metazoa, Chordata, Actinopteri, Clupeiformes, Clupeidae. The transcript is spliced from 3 exons. The record is from RefSeq and is a predicted model, not a curated record.